UGUGUACGGAGCUCGCGUUAUGUCAGACUGGCGAAGAUCGAGAUUGAGAUUGAAUUGGGAUUUAGCCAAUCAGAAGAAAGAAAAACGAGUCUCAAGUUUAUUAAAAUUUCCUCCGAUCGAUCAAAUUCCAAUCCACUCUCAAUUUCAAUUGUUAUUUUGAUACGCGAGAUGAGAACAGCUGAUGAGAUCAUUGAAAAAGAUGCAGAACAUCGCAGGGAAGUUACAUUACUCGAGCGUCAGUGCUACGAUCGCACGUGUCACCGUUAGAUGGUUAUCGACAUCAGGAUCUGUCACAGCAUCUAAGGAUACCAAGGAAGCAGCCAGUGCUCAAACAGUCAUGGAUGAGGUCCUCAUAAAAGAUGUCGGGGAUAACGGCGUGAUAGUUUUAAAUCGACCUAAGGCACUGAACGCCGUAACUUUGUCCAUGGUCCAAAAGAUACAUUCCGCUCUCAGGCAAUGGGAAUCUUCCAAGAAGCUGGUGAUAAUAGAGGGCACGGGUGAUAAAGCGUUUUGCGCGGGUGGCGACGUCAAAUCGCUCGUCUUGGCGUUGAACGAGCCAAAGGGGCAGCUUCAGGGCGAAGAGUUCUUCAGGAGGGAGUACACCUUAAAUCAUUUUAUCGGGACAUACGAGAAGCCUUACAUCGCUAUCAUCGACGGGAUAACCAUGGGAGGCGGCGUUGGACUGUCUGUACACGGCAAAUACAGAAUUGCCACGGAGAGAACUCUAUUCGCCAUGCCAGAGACGGCAAUUGGACUGUUUCCCGAUGUCGGUGCGACUUAUUUCUUGUCCAGAUUGAAAGGCAAACUGGGUAUCUAUCUAGGCUUGACGGGGCACAGAUUAAGAGGUAUCGACGUUCUCCUUGCUGGAAUCGCCACGCACUUUGUACCGUCGGAGAAACUCGCGGAUUUGAAGCGCGAUUUAUUAACGUUACGUGAUGCCGACAUCGAACCAGUUUUAAACAAAUAUCAACCGAAACUAAAUCAUGAAUUCAGUUUGGCACCGCAUAUGUCGCAGAUAGAAAAUUGUUUCUCUGCCUCAUCCGUGGAAGAGAUAAUUGAAAGGCUAAAGAAAGAUAAUUCCGACUGGGCGCAAAAGAACAUAGAAGCACUACUCAAAAUGUCACCAUCUUCUCUUAAAAUCACCAAAAAGGCAAUCGACGAAGGAAAAGGAAAAUCCUUAGCGGAUUGUUUGAAGGUCGAAUAUAGAUUGGCCUGUACCGCCCUGAGGAGAGACGGCGAUUUCUACGAAGGCGUCAGAGCUCUCUUGGUCGACAAAGAUCAGAAACCAGUGUGGAAGCCGAUGUCCUUGGCCGACGUAACGGACGAAUAUAUAAAUAAACGAUUCGCAGCGCUUCCCGUGGAGAAAGAAUUGCAGUUGUCUUCCAGCAAACUAUAGAAAUUAAGAGACAUUUUUUUAUAUGUACCAUAUGGAUAUACACCAUCGUUAUAUGAAAAUAAGUUCCUAAAGAUUUUAUUUUUAUACCCUAAUUUUGUACAGAAAUUUAUAUUAAAAUUGUUGACAUUGUUGACCUUUUUCAGGUUUUAA
Molecule: messenger RNA, 1546 nt
Organism: Wasmannia auropunctata (little fire ant)
Lineage: Eukaryota; Metazoa; Arthropoda; Insecta; Hymenoptera; Formicidae
Gene: Hibch
Product: 3-hydroxyisobutyryl-CoA hydrolase, mitochondrial
Exons: 8
Coding region: 182-1396 (404 amino acids)
Biological process (GO): L-valine catabolic process
Cellular component (GO): mitochondrion
Molecular function (GO): 3-hydroxyisobutyryl-CoA hydrolase activity
Source: RefSeq, a predicted model, not a curated record